Molecule: messenger RNA, 1702 nt
Organism: Wyeomyia smithii (pitcher-plant mosquito)
Lineage: Eukaryota; Metazoa; Arthropoda; Insecta; Diptera; Culicidae
Gene: dare
Product: NADPH:adrenodoxin oxidoreductase, mitochondrial
Exons: 6
Coding region: 135-1577 (480 amino acids)
Biological process (GO): ubiquinone biosynthetic process
Cellular component (GO): mitochondrion
Source: RefSeq, a predicted model, not a curated record
UGGCAGUGGUUGCCAGACUUUGCACAACACUAGUGAAAGUCAGAAUGUCACGCCGAAACCGUAGCUAAAUCAGGGAUAUAAACAAAUCAUUUUGUUUAUUUUCCGCAAACGAGCUACCUCACACAUACCAAAUUAUGCAGCUUAGCACAGGCAAUAGAAUACUGAAACUGAUUUCUACCGGAGCCAGACUUGCCAGCUCAGCAAAUACGGCACAAAAGCGAAUCUGCAUCGUUGGAGCGGGACCAGCCGGUUUCUAUGCCGCUCAAUAUUUGCUCAAACAUUUGGAAAAUUCGCAGAUAGAUAUUGUGGAAAAGCUGCCAGUUCCUUUCGGUCUUGUGAGAUUCGGUGUAGCUCCAGACCAUCCAGAGGUAAAAAAUGUUAUCAAUACUUUUACGAAAACGGCAGAAAAUUCUCGUGUGAGAUUUCUGGGAAAUUUAACUUUGGGUAAGGAUUUUAGCAUUGAGGAUUUGAGGCGCUUGUAUCAUGCUGUCUUGCUGACCUAUGGAGCGGAUAAAGAUCGCACGAUAAACAUUCCAAAUGAGACCCUGCCUAAUGUGUUAUCAGCACGUGAAUUUGUUGCCUGGUAUAAUGGACUUCCAGGUUUCGAGAACCUUAACCCGGAUUUAAGUGGUAGUACUCUAACACUGUUGGGCCAAGGAAAUGUAGCUAUAGAUAUAGCCAGAAUAGUUCUUUCUUCAGCAGAUGAUCUGAAGAAAACAGACAUUACGGAAUACGCUUUAGAGGCUUUAUCCCGUAGCAACAUCAAGAAGGUGUUGCUGGUGGGACGUCGAGGUCCACUUCAGGCUGCCUUCACCAUCAAAGAAUUAAGAGAAAUACUCAAACUGCCCCAUUGCAUCACUUCGUGGAGACCAAACGAUUUCCAGAAUGUUGAGGAAUGUCUUCCUGAUCUACAACGGCCAAGAAAACGUAUAACAGAGCUCAUGUUGAAAAGCUUGUCCGAACAAAAGCGUUCUGAUGGUACAGGCAAUAUGUUUAUGCCGAUAUUUCACCGCUCACCCGUGAAAAUAAUUGGCAGUGAACGGGUACAAGCGGUAGAAUAUGUUGCCAAUAAGCUUAUUGAUAGCAGGGCAAUUCCCACCAAUGAAACGGAGACAAUCGAAACCGAUCUCGUUUGCCGCAGUAUCGGCUACUUGUCUACAAAUGCCGAUAAAAGUUUAAAUUUUGACGCUCGAAAGGGUUGUAUAUCUAAUGUGGCCGGGCGUGUCCUCAAGAAAACACUCACUGGAAGUGAUCAGACCAUCGACGAUAUUGAAGACAAAUACGAGAAGGGGCUUUACGCUUCGGGGUGGUUAGCAACUGGGCCAACUGGAGUCAUUCUAACAACAAUGAAUGCCUCGUUCGGGGUAGCGGAUUCAAUUUGUAAGGAUUUCCACAACAAUAUCAUUCGAGUAGGUGAUGCUAAAGCAGGUUUAGACUUAGUUGGACGACAAGUAGUAACCUGGGCUGGAUGGAAGGCGAUAGAUAAAGAAGAAUGUCGGAGGGGUGUUGAAAAAGGUAAACCACGGGAAAAAAUUGUUUCACUUAAAGAGAUGUUGAGCAUAGCGGAUGGAAAGUAAGAUACAUAUGAAUGCUGAGCUGUGCUUGUUAAAACUAUGUUUGAAGAAAUAGGUACUACUGUUCAACAGAUAUAUAUUAUGUACUAGAUUUUUUUUCGCCUUGGUAUCAAACGCAAUACAUAGCU